AUGGCAUCAUCUUCAUCACUCUCCUACCCCAAAAAGCGAAACAGCUGCGCACUCGGUUUAUUUAUCCUUUUCAUUUUCUGCCUAUUUUUCUUCAGCAGAAGGAUUAUCGAGCUACAAAUCCCCAUUUACAGAGAUUUAACCCCGCAACAAACCCCUCUCACCAUCCCAUCUCCUGUAAGAUCCACUGAGAAAUUCGAUGAUUCAGCUAACCCCGUCUUGUCCGCGUCCGAUCCCGUCGAUGAUGUUGACGGAGAUAACGGCACGUCGUCCGAGUUUCAAGAAGAAAGUAAUAAUGAAGGAGCAACUGCGGAAACUUCAUCUGAAUCUGAUGAAAAUGCUGAAAAACACACGGCGCCGGUUGUUUUGUCGUCAAACCCUGAACCUGAGGAGAAUUCAGGUGAAGCUACAGAUGAGCCCUUGUAUUUAGAUGACAAAAAUGGUGUCCCCAUUUCAUCAAAAUCCGAUCUUGAUAAUGAGGCAGCUUUGUCGGAUACUGAGAAAUCCCAAGGUUUUGUUGAUAAUGUAAUGGCUGAAAAGUGGCGAAAUUGUGAUUUUUACCAAGGGUCAUGGGUGAGAGACGAGGGCUAUCCGCUUUACCGAGCGGGUUCUUGCCCGUACAUCGAUGAUGGUUUUGAAUGUACGAACAAUGGGAGGCCUGAUUCUGAGUAUUUGAAAUGGAGAUGGAAGCCUGAUGGAUGUGAUCUUCCCAGGUUCAAUGCAACAGACUUUUUGGUGAGAUUGAAAGGAAAGAAACUUCUGUUGGUUGGGGACUCUAUGAACCGUAACCAGUUUGAAUCUCUCCUGUGUCUCUUGCGCGAAGGUCUUCCUGAUAAGAGCAGAAUGUAUGAAGUCCAUGGGUACAAAAUAACAAAGGGAAGGGGUUACUUUGUUUUCAAAUUUGAGGAUUACAACUGUACGGUGGAAUUUGUUCGUUCGCAUUUCCUCGUGAGGGAAGGGGUUCGUAUAAAUGCACAAGGAAAUUCAAACCCGACUUUAUCUAUCGACCGGAUAGACAAAACAGCUCGUCGUUGGCAGAGAGCUGAUAUUCUCGUGUUCAAUACAGGCCACUGGUGGACUCAUGGGAAGACUUCUAGGGGUUCCACCUUAUCCAUUCCAGAGCAAUCCAUCUUCUUCAAGAUCCACCACCAUCUUCCAUUUCCGGCCACCUCUCCGGCGAGCCGCAGUCCUCCGGUGACCUCCCGCCGGCGAGUACCAGGACCACGCGACCACACGCCGGUUCCACAGCCCGCAGCUUCGAGUUCACGCCACCCCGCGGCUCAGCCUCGCGUCGCGCACCUUCAGGCCACAGCUCGCACGCCUCCGCCGUCCGUAUGCAGCAACCAGCUCGCUCCCGCACCCAUCCGUCCGUACGCGUCCGUCCAACCCGGCUCGAGUUCGUACCACGCCGUCCAGCGAGCUCCCGCGUCCGUAUACAUAGAAACUACAACAAAGUUCUUAGAGCUGCCGGCGGAAAACGAAGACUCGACAACCAUAGUUGUUCGGAUACUCUCCGUUGCCGACACAUCUGACGGAUGGGAUGAACGUAAUCUCCGAGAAGACGAACAUCCUCAUCUCGCCCCGCAUUUCUCGGUUGGCAUCAGGGGCGAGGUGAGGGCGUUCGUAUUCUCGGAUUACGCUCAUCCUAUCCUUUGA
This is a messenger RNA of Striga hermonthica, 1653 nucleotides long. NCBI's taxonomy places the organism in Eukaryota, Viridiplantae, Streptophyta, Magnoliopsida, Lamiales, Orobanchaceae. The record is from the annotation of a GenBank genome assembly.